This is a messenger RNA of Rana temporaria (common frog), 2802 nucleotides long. RefSeq names its product glutathione S-transferase C-terminal domain containing (gene GSTCD). The transcript is spliced from 12 exons. The record is from RefSeq and is a predicted model, not a curated record. The coding region runs from base 241 to 2106 and encodes 621 amino acids. Lineage: Eukaryota; Metazoa; Chordata; Amphibia; Anura; Ranidae.
AGGAAAAGAAGCAUCCCCGAGUAGAGUUAUUAUUGGAGUUAGGUCAUCGGCAUGGUGUUUCUAGAUACAGACAUGCUUCUCUUGUGUGACCUGUCAGUGAUUGUGUGCUGAAGGUGGCAUUGUAGAACACCGGCCAGGAAGUGUAUGUGUGCACAUGGAGACUGAGGGACCUGGAGCAGGACGUGUAUAAGGAACAUGUACUGACUGACAGCAAGGGAGCACAGAAUUCGCUAUUAAAGGAUGAAGGACAUAAGCAGAGAGGACGGUAUGGAAGAAGAACUGUUCCUUGAUUUUGGCAUGCAUCAUGAAGGCACCAUUUUACCUCUUCAUACAUCAAUAACUCUCUUUCUAAUGUCUUACUGUAAUUGUAAGGCAUUGAAAACUAAAGCGGUAGUAUCGGAAAGUGAAAAACAAGUGACUUUAAGCGCAUUAUCUUUACCCAUGGAUAUUACUGUUGUUUCCAAACAGGACCUUCCACUUAUUGUUCGUAGUUGUCAUCUGCCUGCCAUUGUUGAUGCAUCUGGUAUGUUCUGUAGAGCCGGACUUGCUGUGGUACUUAGAUAUAUCAUACACAAAACAUACCUUGCAGAUCCCACCAGAAAAGAUGUCCUUGAACUCCUUGGCUUUAAAAAGACAUGCCUAAAAGCCUGUGCUGAAGUUAGCCAGUGGACCCGGCUCUGUGAAAUUAGCAUACCAUUGACUGUGGAGAAGUUUCUACAAGAGCCAUGUACAGAAAUUCCACCCGAAAUUCUCCAGCUUGAGAAAAGGCUAGGUGAGCCGGUCAAGGUUCAUAACGAUGAUAAAAUAAGGAGACAGAAGAUGCAGCAGCAACAAAUGAAGACAAAUGACAAUGCAGAAGGACAAGGAAGCAAACGGGAGCUGUCGCAAACAAAGUCUCAAAAAACAUCCAGCUUGGAACUAGCAACAGCUUUAUCUAAACUCAGUGUCCAAGAAACAGUUUCAAGAGUCACACGAGAGCCCGCUCACAUCAGGAAGGUGAAGAAUACAGAUCUUCCUCCUCUGGAGCAUGUGUUUGUUGAAGGCCUCUUCUUCACCCUGACUGAUGUUGUUCUAAUGCCGUGCAUACAUCAGUUCCUGGUUGCUUUGCGUAAAACAUCCCCAGAGGAGAUCUCAAGGAUUCCUCUUUUGGCUGCCUGGUAUGAACGGGUCCAGCAGGUGCCAGGUGUGCAGAGUGCAGCUACUGCUUGUAGUAUCACCUUUCUUCAUUUUCCUGAUUUGAAUGAGACACGUGAACAGCAUUUGCAAGCAUCAGAAACAAAGACAGAAGAAGCAGAUUCCUCAGAAGACCAGUUUCUAGGAGGUCCCAGACCAACCAUGACCAAAUUAAGGGAAAAUGGCAUCGAGGCCAUGUUUUCUCUUCAUCCAUGUCCAGCCCCAACAAUUGAUUGGGAAAGUCUUCCUGCAGCUGUAAGACCAGCACACGGAAACCUGCCCAGUGGCCGAGCUGUGAGGAAACAGCAGCAGCUGAAUAACCUCUUAUCAGUCGUACAAAACAUGGCAAAACCUGGGGAUAUCAUUGUGGACUUUUGUAGUGGAGGGGGUCAUGUUGGGAUUGUUUUGGCUUACAUGCUUCCAUUAUGCCAGGUUGUUCUGAUUGAGAAUAAAGAAGAGUCUCUGAUUCGGGCUAAAGAGAGGAGUGAUGGAUUGGGAUUAUCAAACAUCUGGUUUAUUCAAGCCAAUUUGGAUUAUUUUAUAGGAGCCUUUAAUAUUGGGGUAGCACUGCAUGCAUGUGGAGUGGCGACAGAUAUGGUGAUUGAACACUGCAUUGCUGCCAGAGCAACCUUUGUCAUCUGCCCUUGCUGCUAUGGAUUUAUCCAAAACACAGUGAAGACCACCUUUCCACGCAGUGGCCGCUUUCAGGAAGUUUUAUCGUACAAGGAACACAUGAUACUAUGUAGAUUUGCAGAUCAGACAGAUGACCAGCUUCCUCCAGAGCGGAAACUGAUAGGGAAGCGAUGUAUGGGAUUGGUGGACCUGGAUCGAGCAUGGGCUGCAGAACAGUGUGGAUACAAAGCCAACGUUAUCUCAAUGGAACCAGAGAGUUGUUCACCGAAGAAUAAUUUGAUUGUGGGAUCCCCAGUGUAAAAUGGGGCUAGUUUACCAGACUGUAAGGAGAAAUCAGUUCCACCUUAUGUAACACCAUAAAGAGCCAUUUAUGAAGUGCAGCAGUAAACCAUAUCAUAGAGUAGUAGAUGGAGCAAUCUUACAGGUAUUUCCUUGGUGAAAAGCAUUUUAGUUUGUUUCAUGGCUCUCUUUGCUGCGUUAUGUAAAAGACCCAUAUGCUUGUUUACUAUAACUUGAUGUAUCGUUAUGUCAAGCUUGUGACACUUUGCAGUUUACUGCUGCAAGAACAGAUCAGUAGAAGGUUUUAGUUGUGGCUCACAUUCAUCGACACCGUCUGUUUGUUUACGCAGGAUAUUUGUAUUAAAAUAUUAAGAAAAGUAAAAAAAAAAUAAUAAACAUCAACAUUUUUAAUAUAUUGCUGAAGUGGGUUAUGUAAAUUACCGAAAAUGUAAGAAGAAUUUGUAACCUUGGAAUUUUAAAGAGCCAUUUUCAUUGCUGCAUUUUUUUAAACAAGGUUUUGCAUGUGUUUUACUUAUAUAUUGCAUGUGUUUUAUUUGCAGUUUGAAUGUAUUUUGACUUUGAUUGUAUGAGUUUUGCAUGUUGGGCCAUCGAAAACAAUAAAGAAUAAGUAUUCCAAAAAGCAGUGGCAAAGAGCUUUAGAUUACAUAUUGCUAAACCACAGUUUACAGAAACAUGAAUGAAGACAGUACCAUAUAA